UUCGUAUCCUGGUUGGAUAUUAACCUAUGAUGGCCGCGACAAAACUUUUGGCGCUGUUUACAAUAGUCCUAGUUGCUACUGAGAUUGUUGCUGCGUUAUCAGACAGCAUACCCCAAGAUGUCUCUUUGGAUCCAACAUUGGAACACGCAGUAUAUUCAAGAGUGAAAAGGCAGAAUUAUCCAUAUGGUUAUGGCAACGGUGGUAGAAACAGUCCAAUGCCAAUUUUGAUCGGAGGUGGAGGGUUUGGAGGUCGGAACUAUGGAGGUCGAGGCGGCAUGGGCUACGGGGGCCGUGGCGGGGCGCGGGGUGGAUUCGGCGGCGCUCGAGGUGGAUUCGGUGGCGGUAGAGGACGAGGAUAGUCUUUACAUUCUUUAAUUGGCUCGAGAUAAAAUACUUACUAAUGAUCUAUUUAAGUACAAAUAAAUAUUAAAUUGCAAGCUU
Messenger RNA from Aricia agestis (brown argus), 441 nucleotides. RefSeq names its product glycine-rich RNA-binding protein 2-like. The coding region runs from base 27 to 359 and encodes 110 amino acids. The record is from RefSeq and is a predicted model, not a curated record. The transcript has 3 exons. NCBI's taxonomy places the organism in Eukaryota, Metazoa, Arthropoda, Insecta, Lepidoptera, Lycaenidae.